GCUCAUAAAGCCGCUCCUCUCUCAGAGCUCGCGCUGUGGUCAGUAAGAUCAGUAGGUGAAGAGCUGUGUUAUAGUCUAUAGUUAGAGAUUAUUGAUUAUAGAUUAUUAUCUGAGUUACAGCGCGGUGAUUCUCUCAGCGGGGAAUCUCGGAGUCUCUGGAAGAUGCCGGUGGCUGUCGGACCGUACGGGCAGGCUCAGCCGAGCUGCUUUGACCGAGUUAAAAUGGGCUUUAUGAUGGGCUUCGCGGUGGGGAUGGCUGCAGGAGCAAUGUUUGGAACAUUCUCCUGUCUCAGAAUUGGGAUGAGGGGUCGAGAGCUGAUGGGAGGAGUUGGAAAGACCAUGAUGCAAAGCGGCGGCACAUUCGGAACCUUCAUGGCCAUUGGGAUGGGCAUUCGCUGCUGAAGCUUCGUCAGACUGCACCAAUCACUUUUUCAGACUCCAGAUUUAUUAUAUAUAUAUAAAUUUUACCUUCAUAACAGUUGUUAUGUGUGUCAAUUAAAAAUGAUCUGGAAGAACCUGGUGUAAAAUCUGGAACAGGGCUGUGGGAUCAUUCCAGAAGCAACACUUUAAUUCAUAAAUUGAUGUUUGUGAAUAAAUGAGAGGUAAAUAUAGAACAGGUCUUCACAACGUGUGACUGGCUGAGGGAAAGAAAAGUAGGAAUGGACCAACCAAUCGCAGUGAUGUGCAAAGAUUUGAUUGGUUUUGCUGAUUUAAAUCAGUGAUUUUAAAUCUAGUCCUGUGGACCCCGCAAGAUUUCAUAUGACUUAACGAAGGAUUUCAGCUGUUUAUUAGUUUCAAACAAUUUUCAGCCAAAAUAUGCCAUCGGUGAUCAGACAUUAUUUCUAUAACUCAGAUAAUAAGAUUUCAGCAGCUCUGUGUGAGGCUCCUCCCCCACAGGACCCUGCAGUUCUUGUUCUACAGCUGUUUGAUGAGCUGAAAAGCUGCAGACACUCAUAAAUCCAGUGUGAAACUCUG
This is a messenger RNA of Astyanax mexicanus (Mexican tetra), 975 nucleotides long. It is a transcript of the gene romo1, whose product is annotated as reactive oxygen species modulator 1. Gene Ontology annotation, cellular component: TIM23 mitochondrial import inner membrane translocase complex. The transcript has 3 exons. The record is from RefSeq and is a predicted model, not a curated record. NCBI's taxonomy places the organism in Eukaryota, Metazoa, Chordata, Actinopteri, Characiformes, Acestrorhamphidae. Gene Ontology annotation, biological process: protein insertion into mitochondrial inner membrane; protein import into mitochondrial matrix. The coding region runs from base 163 to 402 and encodes 79 amino acids.